This is a messenger RNA of Gallus gallus (chicken), 9976 nucleotides long. RefSeq names its product hippocalcin like 1 (gene HPCAL1). The transcript is spliced from 4 exons. Lineage: Eukaryota; Metazoa; Chordata; Aves; Galliformes; Phasianidae. The coding region runs from base 8271 to 8852 and encodes 193 amino acids. Gene Ontology annotation, molecular function: calcium ion binding. The record is from RefSeq and is a predicted model, not a curated record.
GGUGGCCUCAGCCAGGAUGGGGUGUUGGAGCAUGUGCUUCAGUGCUCUCCUGAUGGGGUACUACAGGCUCUGAUGGAGCAAGCUCCUUAGCUGCAGUGCUGCCUGUAAGCAGAUAAGCAGCUCUGGGCACAGGCACUGUCCCAGCUGGAGACUGCACGUGAUGGGAGCAUGCUGAACUGGGGCCACUCUGAGCAGGACAGCCAAAUUGGUGCCCAGGUGGUUCUGCUAGGAGGCUGUGUAUCCUGGGUGCCAGCAGGAUAGCAGUGCCCUAGUGGUGGCAUUGGGUGUCCACUGCAUGGGGGUCUUCUCCAUCUGGGGCAUGAACUCAGUGGCUAAAGCCAUAAGAUUUUCUGCAGGCUGGCAGCAAAUGGGAAACAGAGAUGUGUGCAGGAGAGGGAAGAUGGGAUGUGGAAUAGGGCGAGGAACAGCCGAAACUGCCUGUCAUUUGCACGGGCAUGGGACUCUAUGGCUGAAAUGGGGCUCUGAGCAAUAGUCCAGCAUGGGACAUCAAGAUCAGCACCAGCAAGGACAUCAAGACUUCAAUCUUAAUGUAGAGAAUUGAAAGUUCCUGCCACCAAAGAUCUGUCCUAUUCAACUAGCUUAGAGAAACAUUUUCUGAGGCACUGGGAUAGGUUUCCUGGAGAGGUGGUGGAUCCCCCAUCCACAGAGACACCCAGGGUCAGCUGGACGGUGCUCUGAGCAACCUGAUGGAGCUGUAGGUGUCCCUGUUCAUUGCAGGGGAGUUGGACUAGACGGUCUGUAAGGGUUCCUUCCAACUCAAGUGAUUCUUCCAUUCUGUGAUUUUCAAACUGGAAACUGAGCUGAAACCUGUGCAAGCUUUGUUUCUUGAGGGAAGGUAGCACCCCUGCAAUGGAGGUCUCAUGGAGCAUUGGAGGUUGGGCUCGUGGAGGUGCAUGGUGACAGCCUGCAUCUUGUUGUGGAAAUCUGAGUGCUCUUGCAGUCAGUGCUUGGGUGUUUUGGGGAAUACUCCUGUCAUACAGGAGAUAAGGGCUGGGGUGGCCCCUCUGCUGUUGGUGUGCAAGAUCUCCAGCAUAGGGACCUCCUCCUUCACUUGGGAAGAGGAAAAGGAGGAGGAGGGAGUCAAGGAGGCAAGGGGGAGUUGAGUCUAUUCUCCCUCAUUUAUGGACAUCCUCUGUGCUACUGCCUUGGAAAGACCCCUGGUCUCUCCUGCUGGGGAAAGGGAGACCUUUCACUGGCAUUACCUUGUUCUCUUACCUUUCCCCACAGUUUGAUCAAACCUUCUGCAGCAGGCUGCGAGGGCCAGAUGUCUGCGAUACGCACCAAUAUAUUGCAGCAGGGAAGAACAAAUGUGCAGUGAAUUGGAAAACGUGUCUUAAAAAAGCACAAAUGGGGAGCACAAUAGCAAGUGCAGUACCUUUGUGUGAGUCGCUUAUGUAACAACAUAAUUAAGAAGAACUUAUUAUGGCUUAAAAUGUGUCACCAAUCAAAGCUUACGUUUUUCUCCUCUUCCUGCAACCAGCCUUAAAAAGUGAUAUUUGAAGCUUUCUGUUCUUCUAGGUUCUAUUAUAAAUGGAUUUUAUUAGCAUUUUCACUGUUGAGGCAUUUCUGUGUUGUAUUGCUUCUAACGUAUACAGUUUGCUCAUUCAAGGAUAUUAAGGAGAAAAAAAAAGCAAUGGAUGUGCAGCACUGCUGUUCAUCUGUUUUUGUUUUUAUGAAUGAAUCAGAAGAUUCUGAGCUCACACAGGCUCCGUGAUGGCCCAGUUUGCAAGAACUUUGAACAUUCAAAGAUCUUAGUUGAUUCUUUACAGCAAUAGGGAAAAGAAUUAAAAGCAGGCUUAAUGAGUUAUUAGCCAGGAUUUCAGAACUGGAAGAUAGUGGGGCACAGCCUUAAAAAGUGGUGUUGUUAUUUUAUGCAUACUAUAUACGUAUUAUUGUAGAGUUAUCCCUCAAUAGCGCUGUCUUCCCUCUGUGUGCUGUGCCUCCUACAACCACCCCUCACCUUCUGCACUUUGUAUAAACGUCACUGUACAGCAAGGGAAAAGGAGCAUCUCCUCCUUGCAAGUAUCUCAUGUUGAUUCACUGCUAUACAACUGUUCAUCCUCUAAUAGUGCAGGAUUACAAAGCAUUAUCAUCCUCAGAUUGACUCAGGUAGUGCUAUUUUUAUUUAAUCUGUAUUAAGGUAUCAUUGUGAAUCUUUGGUCCUGCAGCAUGGGGAUAAUACGAUUUACUAUUUUUAUAAAAAAUCAACAUGGCUGUGCAAAUCCUGCCCGUACCAAGAGCUGCAAAGAUUAGGCAUGAGCUCAGCACAUCUUUUUUUUUUUUUUUUUUUUUUUCCUACAUUUCUUUCUUUAAAGUGCAUCAUUAAAUUUUUAAUUUUCUUGUGACCUCAAUCAUGUUGGCCAAGCUUGGAAUAAAAUAUGAGGGCGUGUUGACCUGUAGCCCUUGCUGGGAAGAGCCUUGCUUGCAGAGAUUGGAAGGGAGCUGUCCAUUCAGACCUGGCCACGUUGUUCUUUUCAGGGAGGAGGUGUCUGAUGUAGGAAGGACAGGUGGUAGAAUAGGAUCCGUGCUCUCAUGGGUGGCCAACUGAUUCCAGCAACUAAUUCUUGUGGGUGCCAUUCUUGUGCUGCCUGCAUCCCUUUGCCUUGCUGGCUUUGGGGCCAGCUCUGCCCCGUCUGUAAAACACACUGAAAUUUGGCAUCUCCUUUUAUCAUCCUGCUGCAGCUUUUGCCCUGAUAAAGCCGAUAGAAAUGCAUGCCCCACUGUUGAGGUUAGCCUGAGGGUGCAGUCAGUACUAUCUACAGGCAGCAUAUCCGUCCAUCCUGGUUCCCGCUGGUCAGGCAGACAGCACCCAACCACUGCAGAGCUGCUCUGUUUUCCUGUCUUUUGCUGUGUUUGGCCUUUAUUGGAAGGGGAAGGCAAUAAGAAACAAGGCCUGUUUUUUUCUGAACUGGAACAAAUAUUCACACUUUGGAGCUGAUCAAAAUCAGUGUCCUAAUUUCUGGUUAAGAGCACAGCAGGCAAACACUGGGAAGCGCUACUGCGAGCCAGCAGUGUUGCCUCCAACUCUGCAAGGAUGCACCCACAUAGGUGUGCAAAGGGGUUCAGGACACUGAAAAAACAGAACCAUCUGGGUUGGAAAAGCCUUUCAAGAUCAAGUCCAACCAUCAGCCUGACCUACUGAGUCCCAUCACUGAGCCAUGUCCCUUUGUGCUGUAGUGCCAUGCACAUGUGCAAGUAUUUCUGCCCCCUUCAAGCCUUCAUCUGCAAAGAAAGAGAACAUUACAUCUUCCUCAUUAAUUAUAUACAGAAAUGCCUAUCCUUUCAAUAACUACAUAAUUGUUACUGCCUGCAUUUAAAAAAUGAUGGUCAUUGUAGCUGUAGUGCUUCGUAGUGCUGACUGGGCAAUGCAGCGGGCCUGUUGGAAGGUGUGUUUGACAGGUGUAGGUCAUGAGGAUGCUGAAGGUUUUCUACUGGAGCCCUUCUUACAAAGCCUUUCGGCUCUGUUCAGCUGAUGGUGAGCUGUUGAGGCAAGUAUGGGAGCCAGCUGGUGAAAUCUGACCUGUUUUGUGGCAUGUAAGGUUGGUGAACAUAAGCUGUCGGAUUGACUGUAAUAAAAUAAAAUGAAUAACUUGACUUGGGGUACACACUGGAUUUGAGAACAGCCAGAUGUGAAGGCAGGGAGACAUUUCUAAACACUAAUUGAAAGAUUUUUUGAAGUAAAGGCUGAAAACAUCCUCCCAUCCUGAAGUUUUGACCUAUCUAAUGUAACUCUCCCUUUAAAAGAACAACAUGCCCCAAUUCAUUUUAGUCCUUUUACCUUUAGCCUGUGUUUAGCAUUUGGGACUACCAUUAUUUCAUGAAACGUCAGCAUUAAGGCAUGUAUUAAUCUGUGUCCAUCGCCUUUCAUUGUUUGUUGUGUACUGCUACUACCUAUAUGUCAGAAUAGGUAAUUAUAUAUCAUCAUUUAUACUUGAAUCAUGAAGGCAGUUUGUUUUUAUGUCUCCUUCUAAGUUAAAGUACCUUCUUUCUGAAUCAUGAUGAAAUAUUUUAACUCUAAUAAGGUGUACAAUGGCUAUGCUAAUGCAAGAGUAUGAAAAUAGAAACUUCAGCAUGCAGCAGCUCGAACAGAUUGUUUUCAGAAUGCACUGCGGGUACCUUCACUGAGUUUGUGUGCUUUCUAAGUAUUUUGAAUCUAAGGAAAAGAGCUUUUUCCUUUUGUUUUGCUCGGGUUUGUGUUCUAGUUGUUUUUGCUUGAAGAUGGACCAGAUAUAUUUGAUAAACUCUGCUCCUCACUCAGACAGUCGGGUAAGAGGAUUGAAUGGUCCCUCUUCCCCGCUAUGAAGAGAGUGGGAGAUGAAUUUACCUGCAAAAUGACAACUGAAUUGAGGACUGAGGGAUGAUAGCGUGGGCAAAAGAUGUUUCAGGGCUGGCAGGUACUAACAGCUGAAUUUUGUGGAGUACUUGCAAAACGACUGCAGAUUGUCCUCUUGAGCCAUAGGGAGGAUCUCAAAGGAAAAGAGUUUGAUUUUUGAGUUUUCCAGGCUGGCUGCUUCUUCAGCUGUUUCCAGACAGCUCCAAGCUCUGUGGUUGCGUUCCCUUCCAGCCAAAUGCUUUUUCUGCACUCUAACCUAAGAGGACAGUUGGCUUUAUGAUGCUCUUCAUCCUUCGCAUGAUGAUGAGGGAAUCGUUCUGUUUUUAGCUAAUCACAGGUCAAUUCUGACUUUUAUUUCUCAUCGCAUCUCAAGCUUCCUUCUCCCUUCAGCCUCCCAUGCUCUGUAAGGUGCUUGGGGUGAUGAUGGCUCAGCCUGCAGCCCAUGGCAUGGUGGGAGCAGGGACAGAUCCUCCUCCGUGGGAGUGCCUGUUCCUCCACAUCCAGGCAGGAUCCAGGGUUUGUUUGGUCUAAAUGCAAGUGAAGACCUGCAAGAACUGGUUUAAUAAUGGGAAUGUCAGCAGGCUCCGGAGUACAAUGAUGCUCCAGGAUGCUGUCAUAAAUCUGAGGUUAUGGGAUGACAGUUAUAAUGCAUGGCAUUGGGAGCAUGUGAAACUGCAGUCAUUAAGCAAAAAUGGGCUUUUAAACUAAUGGCAGAUGCCUAAACAGUUUUGCAGUGAAACCAAUUCCCUUAGGCCACCGUUCUUCCAAUUACACAGGUCCUGUUGACUUUUGAAAACAGGAAAAUAUUUUGGCUUUGGUGCUGUAGCAGUGCUUUUACUUUCUUCCCAGAGGUCAGGCUGCUAAGCUUUUGCUGGGUUUUAAGCUGGAGGUGUUACAAAAUGAUGAAUGGCAACAAUUCUGGAUAAUGCAUUCCUCAUCAUUCCCCCAAAUUAAGCCACCUGCAAUAGCAAGUAUUCACACCUGUUCCUGGCUGGAUUUUCAAGCCAGCGUGGGGGUGUUUUCUCCAUCCAAACUCAGCUGUGUUUAACCCAGUAGGUAGUUCUGUAAGAUGCCUCCGCUACACAGAAUUUUACCCAAAUAUCUCCAUCAAAACCUCAUUUCAGCUCCUGCUGCUUCAGAAUGAUACACAAUAAAGCAGUGUGUCGCCCAGUCUGCUCUGAAGCCAUCAUUCCCAGCCUAGAGCUGGAGGCAUUAGGAUGCAGGUAUUGCUUUCUCCUUUGCACCAGAGGGAUCCCAAUGGAGGUGUGCUCCCCCACCAACUGAGGCACGUUGGCCAGUUCCUUGAAGAGGCAUUACAGGAGCAUUAGGUGGUUGCAGAAGGCCAACUCUUUAUCAGCCAUCUGCUUUCACAACUUUUCCUUUCCCCUACCCAGCCUUGGCCUCUUCCUGGAAACAACAUGUUUGGGCUCCGUAUGCCUGUACCCCUUGUUUUUCAACUUGAUCAGAACUUGUCAUCUUUUUGGUUGUUUUUUUUUUUUUUUUUCCUUCUAUUACAUGGAGUAGAGGACAAGAGAGAAUAACUCUGACUGUGAGAGUAUGCAGAGCAGAAUUUGGUUCUUCAUAUCUCUUCAUAUCCUACACAGCUCAGAGCCCACUAAUCUUAUAAAGCCAGCUUCAGCCUUGGGCUGGCCUUACUUGCUGAGAAACUCCAGAUGCUUAUAUUUUUAAACAUACAAACAUAUAUAUAUAUAUACAAAUAUGCAUAUUUAUAUAUAUAUAGCUUUAAGCAAACAAUUCCAUUAGAUACAUAUGUGAAAUCCACAGAGACCAGCUGUAUUUUACUUGGAAGCUCUCCAUGCUGGGAGAUGACCAUUUAACGAGGGGUGUUAGGUUUCUCUAGGAGCCCUGCAAGACUGAGUAGAGGUUGGGAGGGAUGGAUAAGAAGUACCCUGAGACACUGGCUGCAGAUUUCAGCACCGUGCAGUUUGUUUCCUGGGUGCCACACGUGGUCGAGGCUCUCUGUAGGUUUUAACAUAGUGCUUCUUUCCACCACUUUGGUUCUAUCCCUUUCUUCACGAUCUGCCCUAGCCAAAAAUGUGUUUUCUGUGCAUAGAGCCUUCUGGAAGAGGAGAGCUAACUGCUGUGACUUAGGUGGUAUUUUCUCCUUUCUGAGGAGUCAGGAGAGAAGAGUGGAAGAAGAAAGGUUAAAUUAACAAGAACAUGAACAUUUGAGCAGAUGGCUGACCUUUCUAACACCAAGAACCAUUUAAUUUGAGAAAUUUGCAGGCUGUUGUAGGUUUGUCAUGCUCUUUUCAACCAUCUGAGUGCAGAUCCACGGUAUGAUUUAUUAGCCCACCACCGGGCUUUGCUGCCUAAUUUCCCUUCUGUUUGCACCACUGAACUCUGGGUGGAAUAAGCAAAAGGGAGAAGCGGCAUGUCUGCAUUAUAGGAGCAUUGAUUCAAAGCCCUGGAUGCUGAGGGAGGAGGGAUGCUGCUGGUCGUGCUGCAAGGAGCUCACUCCUGCAGACCCAGGUGCUCAGCCUCAGCCCUGAGCCAUCCUCCCCAGCAUGAGGAGGGACGUGGAACAGUUAACUGUGGUCAGGGAGGAGACAGAUGAUCAUCCUGCCCCAAAUCACUUAACCGUCUUAAGGGUCUACCCUUGUCUGCCUGGGCGAGCCAACUAAUCUUACAGCGAGCUGCACAAGUGGGCUUGGAGCUAUAUAUGGGACUGGGAGAGAAAGGGCACAAAGCAACCAAUUCCCCCGCACCACCUUUCCCCCCAAAAAACUGCUCAAUAUGCAUCCGAUUGCUACUUAAGGAAAAUCACUGCAGAUCAGCUGUUCUCCAUUUCAUGCUUUUUGGGAGAUGACAGCAGAUCGCACUUGGGAAAGUUGUUCGGCAAUGUGGGAGAGCGCACAUCUGCACAGCGGCCACACGUGAUGUCCUCAGUGGCCUCCUGGAGAGCCGCUGGGAUAAGUGCUGCUGGGAGUCCUGCCUGGGGUUUGGUGACGUUGGUCAACAUGGAGGAAUGACCGGGGGACACCGUAGGAGCGGUGUGUAAGGGAUGUACCAUGUUGGCCCGCCGCAAGUGGAAAACAGAGCGAAGGAUCUCUACCCGAGCGGCACACGUUUCUCUUACAGCAGCCCGGCUUUUCACUGCAGUUGGCUUCUCUUAAUUACUGCUAAUGCCUCUGCAGGCUGUGCUGCUGCAGAGAUGGGACGUGGCUGGCUCUGAGUCAGGGUGAGGAGACCGACCGUCCGCAAGGCUGACUUGUUUUUUUCUCAUUCAUCUUCCCUAAAUGCAGAUGUGACGCUGUUGAACCCCACUGCUUCACCCCACCAAAGCUACCAUUUUCUGACUGUUGUCAGAAAGUUGUUCUUGGCAAGUGGCUGUUUACUUCAUUCCUCUGCUGUCACUGUCUCCUGUCCGUCAGAUGCAGAUCUGUGCGUGCAAGCUCAGCUGCAGCUCAGUUUGGAGAAUUCUUUGAAGUAUUGUGGCUUUCUGCACUCUGUUUUUUUUUUAGCAUCACUUCUCUCAUUACCAGAGAUGGGCAGCUGUCCUUCCUUCCCCCACGUGGUUAAGCUUUUAACACCCUUCCCAUAACACGGGGUUAUGAGAUGCUCUAUGCAAGGGCAGCGACCCAUGUCAGUACCCCAGGUGCUGCAGGCACAGAUGCUCAGCCUCCAAGGGAGGCUUCUCAGGAAUUACUUCCAACGAGACGGGUUUCUCAGGAGCACUUGGGAGGAUUAGCUUGUGCCUGUCUGCCUAUCUAUCCAUCCAUCUAUUUAUUUUGAAGACAAGUGAUUUUCUUUGGCUUGGUGCCCUUUCUAAAAGCGUACUGUUUGCUAUUUGGAGCAGCACCCUUGGCUUUUCUUUUCUAAGUUAAAUGCUCCUUCACAACAGAGCUCCAGGCAAAUAUCACCUGAAAGCAUCUGAGCCAGGCUCUGGGCAAGGAUGGGGAAGCAGAACAGCAAGCUGCGCCCUGAAGUGCUGCAGGACCUGCGCGAGAACACCGAGUUCACGGACCACGAGCUGCAGGAGUGGUACAAGGGCUUCCUAAAAGAUUGCCCAACGGGCCAUUUGACUGUGGAGGAGUUCAAAAAAAUCUACGCCAAUUUUUUCCCUUACGGCGACGCAUCAAAGUUCGCCGAACACGUGUUCCGCACCUUCGACACCAACGGCGACGGGACCAUCGACUUCAGGGAAUUCAUCAUUGCGCUCAGCGUCACCUCGCGGGGCAAGCUCGAGCAGAAGCUCAAGUGGGCGUUCAGCAUGUACGACCUGGAUGGCAACGGGUACAUCAGCCGCGGUGAGAUGCUGGAAAUAGUGCAGGCAAUCUACAAAAUGGUUUCAUCAGUAAUGAAAAUGCCAGAAGACGAAUCCACUCCAGAGAAGCGAACAGACAAGAUCUUCAGACAGAUGGACACAAACAAUGACGGCAAGCUGUCCCUGGAGGAGUUCAUCAAAGGUGCCAAGAGCGACCCCUCCAUCGUGAGGUUGUUACAGUGCGACCCCAGCAGCGCGAGCCAAUUCUGAUGGGAGUGGACAGUUUGCAAGGAGAAUCUCAGCUUGUCUUUCAAGCUUUGCUCGCAAAUGGAUGCCUUCUCAAUCAUUCCUCAACAGUUAGUGGAUAAGAUACCAUUGCCAGAUUGUGUGUGUCUGAGUGAAACAGCCCUCGCCCCUCACUAACACCAGUGCAGCUCUCCUUCGGCAGCUCCAUUUCUGCUUUCCCGUAAUGUUUUGAUUCACUCCGCACGUGUAAGGGUAACUGAAAGGUGUUGACAUGCAGAUGCAAAGAGCUGGACCGCCGCUGGGGUGUCCCCUUCACUCCGGCUGCAGGGAAGGGGGUGCCCCACAGGCUCGGGAGGACGCUAGGUAGGACUUUGGCCCAGCGUAGCAGGUGGCAGGUAACUUAUUUCGCUUCAGAAGUGACUAUGUGAGAAGAAACGUGGACUGCACAGAGUAGAAAGUUCAAAUUAAAAAACAAACAAACAAACAAACAAACAAAAAAAACAGAAAAAAAAAAAGAAAACAAAAAAAAACACAAAAAAGCAGCUUUUCCUGGGCAUGGUUCCAGUUUUCUUUCUGAGGAAAAUUGCUUGCACUUAUCUAAUGGUCUUUACUUUCUUUUAAUAUAUAUAUAUAAAUUAUAUAUAUAUGGUGAAGUAAAAUUUUAAAUAUUUAGGUCAUCUAUUUAAGGCAUAAAAUAGACUCCAGCUUUGUUUCUUCUAGUUGUCCGUGAUUUAUUCCAAUCUUGGAGAUGAUUGUUUUCUUUCUGUGGUAUUUAUGCAUUAGCAAAUUGCUGUUCCAGAAGAAAUGCAUGAGUAGCAGUUUGUGGGUAUUUCACUCUGUUUAAUUCCCGAAUGCAAAUAUUUGUUCAUUUUGACUGUCGAUCGUCCCGGCGUUUCUGUAUUAACGGGAGACCCGAAAGGAGCAAACCCUCAUGUUGUAUCUCUCAGUGGAGUCCUACGUUCUGGUGGUCGCUGCGUCCAGUGGCUUCGAGUGACCUGAGGUGACGUGAGUCGCACCGCUGUCCUCCACCUCGCUGCGCCUCUCCCCUCGCUGUCGAUACGUUCAAUAGUCUCGUGCAUUCCAGUGUUAUUUAAUAUCUGCCUAAUGCCAAGAAAUAUUCAUUGAAAUAAAAGACUACUUUUCUUGUC